AUGGAGCUUCCUAAGAAGCGGGUCCGAGAGGACUCGUACAGUAGCUGUACCGAAGUCGAGUCGGACAGCAGCGAUGCCGACAUCGAGCCUGACUUCAAGAAGGUCAAAAACCACGAUACUGAACCCAAGGAGAACAAGACUCUCACAAACCGACUCGGUACAGUUCGUGCCCCUCCAACCGAUGCCACCGACCGCAGCGAGCAUGACGCCACUGGAUGCUUCUGGGCAAAGAAGAAGGAGCUCUUCGAUAUCGAAAAGAGUUCUUGGUUGUGGCGCAAGGCCGAGAAUGAAAAGAGGAUUCGUCGGGCGGCCACACGAGAAGCUCUCAAGAUCAUCGAGGCGGCCUAUGAUAAAGUGGAAAAGGUCCAGCAGUAUCGCAAUGACACCUUGGCUCUGUUGGCUUUAGGUCCCAAGAAAGAGAGAAAUGGUACCAAGAAAGGUAGGAAGAGAGUUCAUUGCGCGGCGGCACAACAGACUCGAGAGAUCACUGAGGCGGCCUAUCUUGAAGCCGAAAUGAUCCUGAAGCAUUACAACGCCGCCUUGGCUCUGGUGCAAUACUAG
Penicillium argentinense is the source of this 561-nucleotide messenger RNA. RefSeq lists its product as uncharacterized. The record is from RefSeq and is a predicted model, not a curated record. The coding region runs from base 1 to 561 and encodes 186 amino acids. NCBI's taxonomy places the organism in Eukaryota, Fungi, Ascomycota, Eurotiomycetes, Eurotiales, Aspergillaceae. The transcript is spliced from 3 exons.